UAGAAGCUGCCGAGUUGUUAUUACCGUACAUUCUUUCGUUUUAACUAGUACAGUAGCGAAAAUGAUUCUCAAAUACGUGUUUUUCUUGUUUUUUGUGUCUAAAAUCGCUGCUAUCGAUACAGAAGUGUUUGAAUUCGAUCUGUUAUGGUACGAAUCGAACAGUACCCAACCCUAUUUGUACAAAGCCCGGUCAGAAAUAACUGAAGGACUACGAAAAUCUGAAAAAAUUCAACUAAACACUUCUCUAGAAAGUUUGAGUGCCGUUGAUCUGACAUUUAUACCAGAAUUAAAGGUUUUGAGCUUGGACAAUAUCAGUUUAACUUAUAUCAAACCAGGAGCCUUCAACAAUCUUCCCAAAACCCUUCAGAACUUGUCAAUAACCCUUAACAAGAUUCCACAACUCGAUGAAGGAGUCUUCAACAACCUAACGGUACGAUUUUUGAACCUUUCCCACAACCAAAUACGAACCAUCAAGAGUGAAGCUUUUGACAACAUGAAAGACCUAACUACCAUCAUCCUGGACCACAACGAACUCUCUCAGUACGAUUUAAAAUUUGCAGGCUGUCAGAAAUUGAACCAUAUUUCAAUCAAGAACAAUUUUAUCGAACAGUUACCGGCAAAUCUGUUUGCAGCUGUUAGUGAUAACGUUAUGAUGGUUGAAUUCAGUUAUAACAAGCUUAAUAAAAUUCAUAAGCUGGCUUUUGACAUCAAGGAGUUCAAGGAGGUUUAUUUGGAUCAUAAUGAGCUGACCGAUGCUGUGGUUUUGAUCAAGCUUGUUAAAGCUGAUAAGGUGAAUUUGUCUCAUAAUAAUAUCAACUGUCUGCCAAAAGAGUUUAUGGAAAAUGGACUAAGUAAAAUCAAGGCUUUGAAUUUGAUAGGGAACCCACUGAAUUGUAGUUGUCUUCAUGACUUGAGGAAAAAAGUUAGGAAGAAUAUUGAGUUUCAGAAGAUGUCUCCUUUGGUGAAGAACAUCAACAUCACUCUUCCCGAAAAAGAUUGUGUUAAGUAAUAAAGUUUUUGUUAUUUUUCGUAGAAUAUAAGUAUUUUUGUUUGUAUGGGAUUAUAGAUAAUUUUACGCUCUAGGUAGUUUGUAAAAAGAUAUUUUUGUAUUUAGUCAGGCAUUUUAUUUUUGUAACUGUACUGUAUGUAAUAAUAAAACAAAUUCUUACCAUCUUUGGCUUUCUAUU
Molecule: messenger RNA, 1187 nt
Organism: Sitophilus oryzae (rice weevil)
Lineage: Eukaryota; Metazoa; Arthropoda; Insecta; Coleoptera; Curculionidae
Product: chondroadherin-like
Exons: 1
Coding region: 62-1009 (315 amino acids)
Cellular component (GO): extracellular matrix
Molecular function (GO): protein binding
Source: RefSeq, a predicted model, not a curated record